AAACGACAUGUUUUCCGCCCUUUAGCUUGACGCAACUAGCUAAACUUCAGAAUGAACCUCUGGAGAGGAAAAGCCGUUAGUUUUACACCGUUAGAGGAGAAAGCCUGACAGUCCAUGUCUUUUAUACAACUUUCGGCUCAGUGACACUUUUACUGGCUGCCAUGUCUAGAGAAAACACCACUCGAAGUUUGGACAGUAUAGACCUCGCUUCUCUUAGAGAUCCAGCGGGCAUCUUUGAGCUGGUUGAGGUGGUUGGCAACGGGACCUACGGCCAGGUAUACAAGGGUCGCCAUGUCAAGACCGGUCAGCUGGCAGCCAUCAAAGUCAUGGAGGUUACAGAGGAAGAAGAAGAGGAGAUCAAGCUGGAGAUCAAUAUGCUGAAGAGUUACUCCCACCACAGGAACAUUGCUACUUACUAUGGUGCCUUCAUUAAGAAAGGUCCUGCUGGACAGGACCACCAGCUCUGGUUGGUGAUGGAGUACUGUGGAGCGGGCUCUGUGACAGACUUGGUGAAAAAGACCAAAGGAAGCUGUCUGAAAGAGGACUGGAUUGCCUACAUCUGCAGGGAGGUGCUCAGGGGUCUUUCCCAUCUUCACUCCCACCAUGUGAUCCACCGGGACAUUAAGGGACAAAAUGUUUUACUCACAGAGAACGCUGAGGUCAAACUGGUCGACUUUGGCGUCUCGGCUCAGCUGGAUAAGACGAUCGGUCGAAGGAACACUUUCAUCGGUACGCCAUAUUGGAUGGCUCCAGAGGUCAUCGCCUGUGAUGAGAACCCUGAGGCAACAUACGACUAUAGGAGUGACCUCUGGUCUUUGGGCAUCACCGCUUUAGAGAUGGCCGAUGGAGCCCCCCCUCUCUGUGACAUGCAUCCAAUGAGAGCGCUGUUUUUGAUUCCUCGAAACCCUCCACCACGGCUGAAGUCAAAGAAAUGGUCGAAGCGUUUUUUAUCAUUCGUUGACAGCUGCCUGAUCAAAAACCACCUGCAUCGGCCAACCACGGACGCUCUGCUGAGGCACGCCUUCAUCAGAGACCUGGCUAAUGAGAGACAGGUGCGCAUCAUGCUCAAAGACCACCUGGACCGAACCAGGAAGAAGAGAGAAAAAGAGGGUCCGGAGUACGAGUAUAGUGGCAGUGAGGAUGAAGACGAUGAGGUCACAGAGGAGGAAGGCGAGCCCAGCUCUAUAGUGAACGUUCCUGGUGAAUGGACGUUGAGACGGGAGUUCCUGCGUUUACAGACGGAAGAUCAUCAAGGAGGUCGAGGAGGUCAAAGACAACAGGCGCUGCAGCAGCAGGCUGAGCAGGAGCGAUACAAGCAGCAGAUUCUGGCUGACAGACAGAGGAGGAUCCAGUUACAACAGGAGCAACGACAAAAGUUGGAGGAUAAGCAGAAACAGCAGCUGGCAGAGCGUCGCUUUCAGUGGGCGGAGCUUCAGGAAGUGUUUGUGGGGGAAGAGUCUGAUCUCCAUGACAACAGAGUGGAUGGGAGAAACAGGAGGUGUGACUGGAGACAGGACCAGCCCAUCAGACUGCAGAGUGCUGAUGUAUCAUUAAGGCCCCCGGACUCCACAGCAGAGCAGAGAGCUGCUCCUGCCAACCUGCUGCUUCAGCACAAGGUCCAACAGCUUCAGCUGCAAGCUAAGCCUCAGCCUGUAGCCCAGCACCAGCAGCCCACAGCGGGCAGGAGGUCUCACCGCACCCUGCCCAAGGACCAAACCCAGCUCCUGUCACUGCAGCACGACCACCGACAGCGGGACAAGGACAGGCAGAGGGACACGCCUGCAGCGGCCGUCCAGAAGCAAACAGCUGUUAGUGUGCAGAAGGCUGCUGCAGCAGCUUCACCCAGACAGCCCUCAGUGAUGGAGCUGCAGGAGUCUCAGCUGGCCAGGGUGCUUUUGGCUGCUGGGCUGCCCAGCCAGAUGCACUCAAGGCUGGGCUCUGGAAGCAGCUCCAGUCCUUGUACACCAGCCAUGAAGAGAGCUCAGUAUAGCCAGAAUGCCAAUCUCCUCUCCAGUCGAGACACCCCUCACAGCAGCUCCAUGUCAGAUAUGGCCCUCUCCCCCUUGUCCCCGUUGUCCCCUCUGUCCCUGACAGAUGAUGUCUUCUGGGACCCGGCUGAGAUGCCACCUAAAGUCCCAGAACGCACCACUUCUAAAUUUUACUGCAGAGAGCUUGUGAUGGGACACAAGAGGACGGCUUCAAGUGGCAGUCCGGUGUCUCCGAUGGAGAAGACCAGAGCCUUCGUGUCACAAGGAGGCUCCCCUUCAAACAGGAACCACCCAGGUUACUUCCAGCUGGAAAGUCCUCUCCUACACCGCAGUCUGCUGCAGCAGAAGGAAACAGACACCAGAGCGCACACACAAGGAGUCAAAGUUGCUCUGGGUCGGCUCAACAAGGCCACAGAACGCUCCUCUUCUAGUGACGAGGUCGGCAGCAGCGAUGAUGAGGACAGAAACAGGUCUGGCCUGUCCAACGGAAAAGGCAAACACUUCCGAAGAAUACCAGAUGGCAUCGUCCUGCAGCCCCACCGUAAUCUCCACCAGGUGUCUCCUCUGGGUUUGGACGACACCUACCGUCUGCCAGACCUGGUGCUGAAAACCUCAUCCUCCAGUCCGACUGAUAACACCCCGGGCCGCCAGCGCACACGUGAACUCAGCUACUCGCUGUCCCCCACAGCUCCCGGAUCGCCCACGCUGCAAGAUCUGCAUGCUAUGAGCAGUCCCACUGGAAUGAGCACCUCGUGCUCUUCCUCCCUGUCCUUCAUCGACCCAAGACUGAUCCCCAUGUCGUCGCCACCGCUCAGUCCCACAGGCAGCAAAGGUGAGCCACUGAAGAGGGAGAGUCACAGGAAGGGCUCCGUGGUGAACGUGAACCCAACCAACAUCCGACCUCAGAGUGACACGCCAGAGAUCCGCAAGUACAAGAAGAAGUUCAACGCUGAGGUUCUGUGUGCUGGACUUUGGGGAGUGAACCUGCUGGUGGGGACAGAAAAUGGCCUUUGGCUGCUGGAUCGAAGCGGACAGGGAAAAGUCUACUCUCUCAUCAGCAGACGGAGGUUUCAGCAGAUGGAUGUCCUGGAGGGACUCAAUGUCCUCAUUACAAUAUCAGGAAAAAAGAACAAGCUGCGUCUGUACUACCUGUCCUGGUUAAGGAAUAAGAUCCUCCACAACGACCCAGAGGUGGAGAAGAGACUAGGCUGGACCUCAGUGGGGGACUUGGAGGGUUGUGUACACUAUAAAGUGGUGAGAUACGAGAAGAUUAAGUUCUUGGUGAUUGCUCUGAAGAACGCCGUGGAGGUCUAUGCCUGGGCCCCCAAACCCUAUCACAAGUUCAUGGCCUUCAAGUCCUUCAGGGCCCUGCCUCAAAAACCAUUAUCUGUUGACCUGACGGUGGAGGAAGGACAGAGGUUAAAGGUCAUCUACGGCUCUGUGUCUGGUUUCCAUGCCAUCGAUGUCGACUCUGGAACCCCGUAUGAUCUCUACCUGCCUACACAUAUUCAGGGCUCCAUCCGUCCUCACGCUGUUAUCAUUUUACCGAACAAAGCUGGAACAGAGGUCCUGGUGUGCUACGAAGACGAAGGCGUCUACAUUGACACAUUUGGACGCAUCACCAAGGAUACGGUGCUGCAGUGGGGGGAGAUGCCUACAUCAGUCGCCUACCUUCAGUCCAACCAGGUGAUGGGUUGGGGAGAGAAGGCCAUUGAGUUGAGGUCGGCCAACACCGGGAGCCUCGAGGGAGUCUUCAUGCACAAAAAGGCCCAAAAACUCAAGUUUCUGUGUGAGAGGAACGACAAGGUGUUCUUUGCCUCAGUGCAGUCAGGAGGCAGCAGUCAGAUCUACUUCAUGACUCUCGGACAGAAUUCGCUCUUCAGCUGGUGACGAGCAGACCUGUGAACUCUGGGAUUGACUAGUUGGGUCUGAGAAUUGGAUUGGUCAUGACCAAUUUGAAUCAUCAGGAAAAAAGAAGCUGGAACCCUGAGGUUUUAUUGUGAUUGAUCCUAAAUCCCACCGCUCCAUCUUCUCCUCCUCCAGCCCGUCGCUCUGCGUCUCCAGCUGCAGUAGCCACACCAAUAGGAGCUAAUCCUCACCAGGUAACUGGUUCACCUGUUUGAAAUGAGAGCAGCAGGAGACAUCAGAGCUGCUCCCAUCCCAGCAUCAGUGAUUGACCCACACUUUGCAGGUCUGAGGAUGGUCUGCUGAUUUAUCAUCAUCUGCUUUCAACAGGAAGAUCACGUUCUUUGGUUUGAGGAUUUAGUUUUUAAAGAGCAAACUGCAGGUUAGAGACUCCCAUGAACCAAUGUUUAGAGAAACAUAAUAGAAACUCGUUUUAAACAUUUUUUUUACACUGACAUAAAUUAUUUAGGCUCUUAGAGUCAUUUUUGUGAGAAAAGUUUUUUUUGGCCAAACCAAGUGACGUCAGCUGAGGGAGUCCUGUUAGCUUAAUCCAGAGAAUCAUAUGGAUUCUAAUACGCCUCUGACACAGAGGAAACUUUAAAUGUUUAUAAUUCUACUUAUGAUGGACCAAAACCAUAAAGUUAUGAGUUUGCUGCUCGCCCCAGAGAGCAGAGACAAACCAGAGGGAGAAACCAUCGGCCAAAGCAGAGAUUAAGGAGAAGCGGCGGGGGAGCAGCAGGAGAGUUAACGAUGCUAGCUUAAACUCGUUUGCUAACAUCACAAUAUAGUACAGCUUACUAUCAUGCGCCAGACAGUUAAAAUAGUAUCGGUCAGUUAAUAUAAUAUUAAUACUAAUGAGCGUCUGUCAGCGGUCUCAUACUCAUUAAUAUCUGUUCACAUAACAUAGUUUAGCGCUUAGAGUGAGGGAGAGAGACGCCUGUCAUCCGGUUCUGGAGCUCAUGCGGGCUUCUGUGAGCUGGAUCCGACCCAGACACCAGCGAGCCAGUCCAGCUGGUAUUUUUUUAAAACUGCGCAUGAUCCUCUCCUGGUGGUCCAGGUGGCGGUUCUGAUCUGGUUCUGACUCAGAAACCAGCUGGCCUGCUGAGCCGCGCGUCUCUUCUGGUGGUUGGUUAAGACCUGGUUCUGAUGGUGAUCUGAGUUCCAGAAAUCCACAUUUAAGUUUUUAAAACCCCACCAUGGGUCUCCAGAGCAUCAGGAGGAGUAACACCACCAUGUCUAGAUGACUCUAUGAUCCUCCAUCACAUUUUACCUUUUCAUUACUUUUGGGGAGGGAUUUGCUUUAAAAAAUGCCUUUACCCAGUUAUCAGAUCUGCACUUCCUGUUUGUAAACCCUCCAAACACGCCACUGCUCAGAACUUUAGUAAAGUUCUUGUUUUCAAUAGAAAACCAGAUGAAACGAAGCAGAAGAACCUCAGACGCUGUCAUAGUUGGAAAUGAAGGCUUCAGUGGACACUGAUGUUUGUUUAGGCUCAAAAUAGCGAGAAAGAAAGAGUCGUCUGUGAAGACAUGUCCAAACACACACACACACACAAGUGUGCACCACGCCCGACAGCCACCCAAAUCACACCUCCAUAGUUACAGAAGCCGCUCAAUGGGGCAGUCCGUCAUAAACCGCCGAAGAAGAAGCAAAAUAAAGGACUUGAGUACCUCUGUCUGCUCUGGUCUUAUAGAAAUGCCCAAAUCUAAAAGCUGAUGCCAAAGGCAUUCAGGCGAGCGCUGUUCCUGAGCCGAGGCCAUCUUUGUAGUUUUUGUCAGUCGCAGCUUUCGUUCCAAGCCCACUCAUGUGUCUCUACAACAUAGAGCGCUGUGAUUAGCUAGCUAAAAUUGUUUGGGCCAAUGGUAGGCCUGCUGAGGCUACAAUGGAGCGUGGCUAGAUCAGCCUGCAGAGCUAAAUAGUUUUGCUGCUGCUACGAUCGGUCUGUUGUAGGUUAGAAGAUUUUAGUUGGUCUGGAUAAUUUGUGGGAGUUACGGGGGUUGCAUCUUCCAUGGGUCAUAAUUCGUCACGAGCGACUAACGAAGCAUGUCAUUACCUUUGAAAGUGAUAUUUAGUCCAAUAAGUAAUCCCAGGCUAAACACCAUGAAAAAGUAAAAUGAUCUAUGUACUCAAAUUCAUUCACUCAACUUUAUUGAACAAAUAGCAACAAAAUAAGAACAACUGAAGUAAUAAAAAUGGUUAAUUAAAUAAAUACAUGCAAAAUUCACAUCUUUGAAUUGUGUUAGAGUGGUUCUGUUGGUAGUCUGAUACUGAUUUUAGUGCUUAAUUGGUUGAAACACAAUAUAGUUUGUCCAAACUGUGUUGCCGUAGUGUGAUGUCAUCAACAGGAGUAUGGAACUUGGAUUGGGACAAUAUGAAAUUUAACUUGUAAAAAAAAAUCAAUGUACAAGUUUCAAGUCACAACUCUCAAAACACAAAUCUCAGUCUACAAGUACAAAACAUUUUGUCCCAAUUCGAGCUUCCUUCCAACAGGAAUUGUCUUGGACAGGAAUCCAAGACUCGUGAUUGGCUGACCAGACAAAGCCGGUCAUUGAUUUUUUGGGAAGGAAGCUAGAAAUGGGACAAAAUGUUUUGUACUUGUAGACUGAGAUUUGUGUUUUGAAACUUGUACAUUGAUUGUUUUCUGCAAGUAACAAAAUGAAAGUUUCAUGUUACAUACCAAAUGUUACGUGUUACAAAACGAGAAUUACAGGCUACAAAAUGAAAGUUAAAGUUACAAAGCAUGUUACAGGUUACAAAGCUUGGUACAAGCUACAUGUAAUAUUGUCCCAAUCCUAGUUCCAUAUAGGAGCAGGGCGAUAACUUCGGCUUAUUUAGUCUUUUCAGACUAAUAUCAAUCAGUCUAAAUGUUUUUCUUUUAUGUGUAACGCGGUAAAUAUGACAAACUAACAAAUAAAAUAUAUCUAGAUGUAAAUAAACCUAAAAGUAUAUAGAACGACAAAAAAUAGGUUUUUUAGUUUAAUUUAAAAACAUCAGCAGUCUCAGCUUCAUGUAUAUUCGUUGUGUUUCUGUGGAAAACAAGAACAUUCCCAAGUGGUUAUAAAAACUUCCGGAGGAUUUAUCUAUUUAUUUGGGUCUUUUCUGUCCUCUAACUCCAGUGUUAGCAUUCAUCUCACCACAAAUCAGUUUAGGGACCAAAUGAAGGUUUUUAUUUUGCUUGAAAUGGUGUUGUGAAGAUUUACGAAUCCCAGUUUGUCUUUGCUGGUUUUCCUGUGUUUUGUACAGCCUGAGAUGUAUAUAUUUGCCUCAAAUACACUGUUUUCUAAAUGCUUUAUAAACAACAAGCCAUCUUUACGUGUUUGUACAGAAUUAUAGAUGUAUAAAUGUGAAACUCAGCCUUGGAGCAGGUUUCCUGCAUGUGACCCACGGGAAGCCACCAGGGUGACUUUCUCCUGAUGUGUUCCAGGUGUUUUGCACAAAAACCAUCCUCUAUGUUUUUCCUGCUCUGAGGUGUUGUGAUCCAUAUUGUUGCCUGUGGUCUGGGAUCAGCUUUAGUGACACUACCAGAUCCAGGGUGCUCUCCCGUUUCUAACCUUCUUGAUUUUGAAUUUGUUUUUGUCUUUUCGAGACGAUGCAAUGAGCUGCAGGAAAACGAUGUCUGGUUAUUUUUCUUUACACACUGAGCCAUAAACAUCAAGCCAAAGACUGAA
Molecule: messenger RNA, 7559 nt
Organism: Nothobranchius furzeri (turquoise killifish)
Lineage: Eukaryota; Metazoa; Chordata; Actinopteri; Cyprinodontiformes; Nothobranchiidae
Product: mitogen-activated protein kinase kinase kinase kinase 4
Biological process (GO): protein phosphorylation
Molecular function (GO): protein kinase activity; ATP binding
Source: RefSeq, a predicted model, not a curated record